AUGUUUGCUGUUCGAUUGCAACGCGGCGAGCAUGUCAGCAAGCUUGCAGAGUUGGGACAAUAUGAAAGAAUGCAAGGCCGCCUUGCACGACCACCGGAAAAGCUUGGGCUUGGCUUGGGCCUCGGUAAUCUUUCCUCUGACAGGCUGCUUCACAUAGCCGUCGGAUGUGGUCGCGAAGUGUUGCUCCAGCUUUGCAAGAUGUCCUUGCCGAUAUCCCGGAGCCGCCGGAGCCAUGAGCUGAACAGACGCCCUCCGGCGACGCAGACGCUUGGCUGCAUGCUGGCCAGUGGCGAUGUUGGCUUCUCUUUGCCCUGGGUCUUCGAAGCAGCACGUUCUGCAACACCUUGCAGCCUAGUGCCUUGGUUGGAAAACUGGCAGCGAUUCUUCAGCCUGCCGUCUCAAGCCCUUUACGGUUCUGUGCUGGGAGGUUCGACCAGACUUCCGAGGAGGCAGGGCAACUGGAUCGAGGUGUCCGAAUCGGCCGCUUUGGAGGCAGCUGAUAACGCCACAGUACUACCUGUCUUUCCGCUUUCUAGCAUCUACUGGCCGGGCACGGAAGCGCGAUUGAACAUCAUCGACCCUGCAUACAUCAAGAUGUACGAUGAUAUCUUGCUCUCUGGUUCACGCCGAUUCGUCGUACCAUAUACUCGAUCUCUGCCCGGCGGACGUGUGAGAUAUGCAGAGAUGGCUCCAAAGGACCGGCGUCUCUUCCACAUCGGCUCGCUGCUGUAUCUCACAGAUCUGCAAGAGGUGAGCAGCCAAACUGGCGACAGAGUAAAGUACGUCGUGAGCCACGAGGUCCAGGGGCGCGUCAAGCUGCUUCGCUUGCUGAAUCCCUCUGCGUUGUUUGAAACCGACAGUGAGGGCAACAAGGUGAACUAUCUCAAGGCGGAAGUGGAGAUGCUCUCUGAGCAACCGGAGGAGGAAAUACCAGAAAAUCCAGGGCCGAAAAUGUGGAGGGAAAAUCUGUUGUCAUCAUGGCGACAGCUGCACAACUUGUCCCAGCAAUUCGAAGAGCCCCGUGUGGGCGAGGACUUCUUUGUGAAGAUUGGGCCCAAUGUGUCCACCUGGGUGUUGUCUGCUGCUUGGCAGGAGCUGCAGGUGGCCACGCAAGUGGACCGUGGCCAAAAGCGCGCCUUGCAGGACGUUGAGCAGUUUCUCAAGGCCAUGAAGGAGAAAGACUCGAAGAUCUCGGGCCAGGAAGCCCUCCAGCGAGUCCCACGCGGCCUGCUGCGAGCUCUGUCCGGCAACGUAGAGCUUUCCUCGGAGUUCUGGGAGCCCCUCCUGCAAAUACUGGCGACUCAGGGCGCGGAGGAGAGAGGGCAACUCUUGUUAGAGCUCAUACAGAACGAGCUCAAGCUUUCCAGCACACGCUUCUCUUUGAAACAGGCUUUGUCUGACCAGGAAUAG
Messenger RNA from Symbiodinium sp. CCMP2592, 1410 nucleotides. The record is from the annotation of a GenBank genome assembly. Lineage: Eukaryota; Dinophyceae; Suessiales; Symbiodiniaceae.